AUCCAGGUAGAUAAACAACUUCAUGUUUUCAUCAAUCGGUCUGCCACGCGCACAUUGCGACCACUUCAGCGACACGGCUAGAAAGCUCGGUUUCUCUGCGUGUGAAUUAGGAAGGUAGCCCAGUUAGCCUAGCCUAGGCCUAGCGUCAUGGAUUACUCGGGGUAUUCUUAUGAGAUUGAGUUGAUAGAGCAGUUGCAGAAUUCGUUUGCUAAGCAUGAAUCAACAAUGAUGUAUCUUUCACAAUUAAGUGAUCCUCGAAACUCAUUUCUGUUCUUCUUUCCGAUCGUGUAUUCACUGAGCAGGGUCGUGGGCUUGAAAGUUCUUUGGGCUGCUGUUAUUUCAGAAUGGGUGAAUGUCAUUCUAAAGUGGUGUUUGUUCGGUCAACGUCCUUAUUGGUGGGUUCAAGAAACAGAUGUAUAUGCAAAUGGAGGGCGUCCUAACCUCAAACAGUUUGAGCUAACUUGUGAGACAGGACCUGGUAAUCCAUCAGGGCACUGUCUCGUAACUAUGGCUGUCUGGUUUAUCAUGAUGUCAGCCUUGUCUGCCGAUCUGGAGAAAACCGCCCUCAAACAGCCAGCAAAGAAACCUGCAAACUUAAAGGAAGAGAGGGAAGCAGACAAGAAGGUGGUGAGUCCAGCAAUCCCGUGGGGGUUGUUGGCCGCUCUUGCAGUCCUUGUUUGUAUCUCCAGGGUGUUCAUAGCAACACACUUUCCUCACCAGACUCUCAUUGGUGUUGUUAUAGGAGUGAUUGUUGGUAUUGCAGUAGACAGAAUGGAUGUCACAAAGGUCGGCCUUAAAACCUACAUCACUGUUACAAUCUUCCUUGCUUCUGCAGUAGUAGGCCAGUGCUUAUUAAUGCAACAGCUAGGUGUCGACCCAAACUGGACCCUUCAGCUUGCUGCAAAAUGGUGUGCACGACAGGAAUGGGUGCACUUGGACACUACAGCAUUUUUCAGCAUCGCCCGCGAUCUCGGUGCGCUAUUUUUCGUUGGGUUGAUGCAGUACUUGCCAAUACGGCCAAAAGGUGUGCUGUCAUCAUUGCCAAUGUUCCUGACCAUGGUUUCUUCGGUAGUUCUCUCUCAAGUUCUUGAGAAGAUUCCUCUACAAGUCGAUAACAUAACAUUGUUUUAUAUUUUAGGUGGCUUGAAAUAUGGGCUUAUCUUGUCAUGUGUUGUCCUGAUUAACUCACUUUUUUCAUAUGUUUUUGUUAAGGAUAAAACGGAUUAAAUAGGAUAAAAAUUUAAUAUAAUGGUGCUAUAACGUUUUUAAAGUGUAUAUUAUUUUUCUCUUUUAUUGUUUGAGGAUAUCACCCACUUUUAUUUCAUUCUAUGUUUAUUCAAAUUUUAUUGAAUUAAAACAAUAUCCAACAUAACAAAUAGGCAAGACAAGAUAACAUACAGGGAACUAAUAAAUGUUCAGCAAAGGUCAAUCCAUGGCUAACUAAUUAAUUCCUACAGUACUUUUGUCAUUUAAUUUAUUUGCUUUUUAAUCCACCAUGACUGACUAGUUAUUUCAAGGUACUGUAUAUUAUUUUAGAAUUGUUUUUGUUUUUAAUAAUAUUUUUCAUAAUUUUAAUGAUAAACUUGUUCAUAAACUAUCAUUUAAAAAUUGCUGUCUAUGGAGAAGCAGCCACAGUCUAUUUGUGGUUUAUAAACCUGGUUAUGCAAAUUAAAGGGAAGUUGUAAUCAAGAAAAACAGGAACCAAUGCUAUCUGUACACGUUGCAAGGACAGGACUGUAGAGAUACUAUGCCCUAGUAUAUAACUCUUUUUUUUUAGUCAUAUAGUCUGAUCCAUUCAUGUAGUAAGGAACUGAUUCAAAUGUAAACAGUUACUUUUUAAAUGUCUUAGCAGAUCUGUUCUGAAGGGAUGCUAUGUUUAUCCACUUUUUCACAAAUACAGUAUAAUAAAGCAUACUGAUUAUUUUUUUUGCCACACCCUUUUGGAACGUCAGUUAAUAUUGUGUACUCCAUUUGAAUGCUGCAAUAUAUAUAAAUUAGAAUAUUAUAUAAUAUAAUUAUAUAAUAUACAAUUAACAUCACACGUCGGUCUGGUCAUAUAUAUUGUAACAUAAAGAUGAAUAGAGCAGUCUAUUUAGAAUGUUGCAGUGUACUGCAAAUACGCACUAUUAUAAAUAAUUUUAUAUGGUUUUUUAAAAUAUUUUUUAUGGUUUUUUUGAACUUAAUAAAAUAAAAUUUAUAUGUAA
This is a messenger RNA of Anneissia japonica, 2204 nucleotides long. Its product is annotated as glucose-6-phosphatase-like. Gene Ontology annotation, cellular component: membrane. NCBI's taxonomy places the organism in Eukaryota, Metazoa, Echinodermata, Crinoidea, Comatulida, Comatulidae. Bases 148 to 1227 code for a protein of 359 amino acids. Gene Ontology annotation, molecular function: glucose-6-phosphatase activity. Gene Ontology annotation, biological process: glucose 6-phosphate metabolic process; gluconeogenesis. The transcript has 4 exons. The record is from RefSeq and is a predicted model, not a curated record.